AUGCGCAGGACUUCCCACACCCCAGCCUCCUGCCACUCACCCCUCACUCAGGAUCCCAGUGCUGCUCCCACAGCCGGCCGCCUGUGGCUGACGCCAGGGUCCUCAUUGCCCAAGGCUGCUGACAGCACAGAGAAGAGGAGGAAGGUGAAGAAAAUACAGCCUCUCUUCAGAUGUGACCAGAAAACCACAAUUCAGUUUGAGAAGUGUUCUAACAGCAGGGGCCCAGGAGGCCGAAGCUGCCUGAGUAACGUUGAUUGCCCCACCACAGGGAUGGGACAGGUGAACCAGGCCCUGAAGAGGGGGCUCCGCAGGAGGAAAGGAGGCCUGGUGAGUGGCUACUCCAUGACCCCCCCAACCCUAAACAUCACGGAGGAGACACACGUCAUUGACUCCAGGGACAGCUUGUCCAUCUCCUGCAGGGGGCAGCACCCCCUCGAGUGGUCCUGGCCAGGGGCUCAGGAGGCGCCAGCCGCAGGGGAGAAGGCCGGCGAGGACACGGGGGUUGUGCAAGACUGCGAGGGCACGGACACCAGGCCCUACUGCAAGGUGCUGCUGGUGCACGAGGCCCGCGCCAACGACACGGGCAGCUACCGCUGUUACUACAAGUACAUCAAAGCCCGCAUAGAGGGCACCACGGCCGCCAGCACCUAUGUUUUCGUGAGAGACGUGGAGCAGCCAUUCAUCAACAAGCCAGACACGCUCCUGGUCAACAGGAAGGAUUCUAUGUGGGUGCCCUGCCUGGUGUCCAUCCCGGGCCUCAACGUCACGCUGCGAUCGCAAAACUCAGCCCUGCGGCCUGACGGGCAGGAGGUGGUGUGGGACGACCGCCGGGGCAUGCGCGUGCCCACGCCCCUGCUGCGCGAGGCCCUGUACCUGCAGUGCGAGACCACCUGGGGUGGCCAGGACUUCCUAUCCAACCCCUUCCUCGUGCACAUCACAGGCAACGAGCUCUAUGACAUCCAGCUGUUCCCCAAGAAGUCGCUGGAGCUGCUGGUCGGGGAGAAGCUGGUCCUGAACUGCACCGUGUGGGCCGAGUUCAACUCGGGUGUCACCUUCGACUGGGACUAUCCAGGGAAGCAGGCAGAGCGGGGUAAGUGGGUGCCAGAGCGGCGCUCCCAGCAGACUCACACAGAGCUCUCCAGCAUCCUGACCAUCCACAACGUCAGCCAGCACGACCUGGGCCCAUAUGUGUGCGAGGCCAACAACGGCAUCCAGCGGUUCCGGGAGAGCACUGAGGUCAUUGUGCAUGAAAAGCCCUUCAUCAGCGUCGAGUGGCUCAAGGGUCCUGUUCUGGAGGCCACAGCAGGAGACGAGCUGGUGAAGCUGCCUGUGAAGCUAGCGGCGUACCCCCCACCAGAGUUCCAAUGGUACAAGGACAGAAAGUCAGUGUCCGGGCGCCAGAGUCCGCACGCCCUGGUGCUCAAGGAGGUGACGGAGGCCAGUGCAGGCAUCUACACCCUCGCCCUCUGGAACUCCGUGGCUGGCCUGCAGCGCAACAUCAGCCUGGAGCUGGUGGUAAACGUGCCCCCCCACAUCCACGAGAAGGAGGCCUCCUCCCCUAGCACCUACUCCCGCCACAGUCGCCAGGCCCUCACCUGCACUGCCUACGGGGUGCCCCCUCCUCUCAGCGUCCAGUGGCACUGGCGGCCGUGGACGCCCUGCAAGGCCUUCACCCAGCGCAGCCUCAGCCGGCGGCAGCAGAGAGACCACAUGCCACAAUGCCGGGACUGGAGAGAGGUGACCACGCAGGAUGCCGUGAACCCCAUCGAGAGCCUGGACACUUGGACCGAGUUUGUGGAAGGGAAGAAUAAGACGGUGAGCAAGCUGGUGAUCCAGAAUGCCAACGUGUCCGCCAUGUACAAGUGCGUGGUCUUCAACAAAGUGGGCCAGGACGAGCGGCUCAUCUACUUCUACGUGACCAACAUCCCUGAUGGCUUCAGCAUAAAAUCCGAGCCAUCGGAGGAGCCCCUAGAGGGCCAGGACGUGCGCCUGAGCUGCCGGGCAGACAACUACACCUACGAGCAUCUGCGUUGGUACCGCCUCAACCUGUCCACGCUGCACGAUGCGCACGGGAACCCGCUGCUGCUCGAUUGCAAGAACGUGCACCUGUUCGCUACGCCUCUGGCCGCCCACCUGGAGGAGGCGGAGCCAGGGGCGCGCCACGCCACGCUCAGCUUGACCAUCCCCAGCGUGGCGCCCGAGCACGAAGGCGACUAUGUAUGCGAGGUGCAGGACCGUCGCAGCCACGACAAGCACUGUCACAAGAAGUACCUGUCAGUGCAGGCCCUGGAAGCCCCGCGGCUCACGCAGAACUUGACCGACCUCCUGGUGAACGUGAGCGACUCCCUGGAGAUGAGGUGCCCGGUGGCCGGGGCACACGUGCCCAGCAUCUUGUGGUACAAAGAUGAGAGGCUGCUGGAGGAAGAGUCUGGAAUCGACCUGGCGGACUCGAACCAGAAGCUGAGCAUACAGCGCGUGCGUGAGGAGGACGCGGGCCGCUACCUGUGCAGCGUGUGCAACGCCAAGGGCUGUGUCAACUCCUCUGCCAGUGUGGCAGUGGAAGGCUCCGAGGAUAAAGGCAGCAUGGAGAUCGUGAUCCUUGUCGGCACCGGGGUCAUCGCUGUCUUCUUCUGGAUCCUCCUCCUCUUCAUCUUCUGUAACAUGAGGAGGCCAGCCCACGCAGACAUCAAGACGGGCUACCUGUCCAUCAUCAUGGACCCUGGGGAGGUGCCUCUGGAGGAGCAGUGUGAAUACCUGUCCUAUGACGCCAGCCAGUGGGAGUUCCCCCGGGAGCGGCUGCACCUCGGGAGAGUCCUCGGCCAUGGGGCCUUCGGGAAGGUGGUGGAAGCCUCGGCUUUUGGAAUCCACAAGGGCAGCAGCUGCGACACUGUGGCUGUGAAAAUGCUGAAAGAGGGCGCCACAGCUAGCGAGCACCGCGCCUUGAUGUCGGAGCUCAAGAUCCUAAUCCACAUCGGUAACCACCUCAACGUAGUCAACCUGCUGGGGGCGUGCACCAAGCCCAAUGGUCCCCUCAUGGUGAUCGUGGAGUUCUGCAAGUAUGGCAAUCUCUCCAACUUCUUGCGUGCCAAGCGGGAGGCCUUCAGCCCCUAUGCGGAGAAGUCCCCUGAGCAGCGAAGGCGCUUUCGCGCCAUGGUGGAAGGGGCCAAAGCUGACCGCAGGAGGCCGGGAAGCAGCGAGAGGGUUCUCCUCUCCCGCCUCCUGAUGGGCAAGGGCGGAGUAGGGCGGGCCCCUCCGGUCCAAGAAGCCCAGGACCUGUGGCUGAGCCCGCUGACCAUGGAGGACCUUGUCUGCUACAGCUUCCAGGUGGCCCGAGGGAUGGAGUUUCUGGCCUCCCGCAAGUGCAUCCACAGAGACCUGGCCGCUAGGAACAUCUUGCUGUCAGAAAGCGAUGUGGUGAAGAUCUGUGACUUCGGCCUGGCCCGCGACAUCUACAAAGACCCUGACUACGUGCGCAAGGGCAGUGCCCGGCUGCCCCUGAAGUGGAUGGCCCCUGAGAGCAUCUUUGACAAGGUGUACACCACGCAGAGUGACGUAUGGUCCUUUGGGGUGCUGCUCUGGGAGAUCUUCUCCCUGGGGGCCUCCCCCUACCCGGGGGUGCAGAUCAACGAGGAGUUCUGCCAGAGGCUGAAAGAGGGCACACGGAUGCGAGCCCCAGAGCUGGCCACCCCCCCCAUACGCAGCGUCAUGCUGAGCUGCUGGUCAGGAGACCCCAAAGAGAGGCCUGCAUUCUCAGAGCUGGUGGAGAUCCUGGGGGACCUGCUGCAGGGCGGGGGCCGACAGGAGGAGGAGGACUGCAUGGCCCCCUGCGGCUCUCACAGCUCAGAAGAGGGCAGCUUCUUGCAAGCGUCCACCACGGCCCUGCACGUGGCCGAGGCCGACACCGAGGACAGCCCACCGAGCCUGCACCGGCACAGCCUGGCCGCCAGAUACUACAACUGCGUGUCCUUUCCGGGGUGCCUGGCCAGAGGGACUCAGACCCAGGGCUCUUCCAGAAUGAAGACGUUCGAAGAAUUUCCCAUGACCCCGACGACCUACAAGGCCUCUGUGGAUAACCAGACGGACAGUGGGAUGGUGCUGGCCUCCGAGGAGUUUGAGCAGCUGGAGAGCAGGUACAGACAAGAAAGGGGGCUCAGCUGUAAAGGACCGGGCCAGAACGUGGACGUGACCAGGGCGCACCCUGACACCCAAGGGCGGCGGCGGCGGCCGGACCGGGGGGCACGGGGAGGGCAGGUGUUCUACAACAGCGAGUACGGGGAGCUGGUGGGGCCGCAGGACAAGGGCGACUGCCCCCCAUCCACCCGUGCACCCUUCUUCACAGAUGACAGUUAUUGA
Molecule: messenger RNA, 4353 nt
Organism: Odobenus rosmarus divergens (Pacific walrus)
Lineage: Eukaryota; Metazoa; Chordata; Mammalia; Carnivora; Odobenidae
Gene: FLT4
Product: fms-related tyrosine kinase 4
Exons: 31
Coding region: 1-4353 (1450 amino acids)
Biological process (GO): cell surface receptor protein tyrosine kinase signaling pathway; protein phosphorylation; positive regulation of kinase activity
Cellular component (GO): signaling receptor complex
Molecular function (GO): ATP binding; transmembrane receptor protein tyrosine kinase activity
Source: RefSeq, a predicted model, not a curated record